This is a messenger RNA of Phyllopteryx taeniolatus (common seadragon), 3037 nucleotides long. RefSeq names its product protein shisa-6 (gene shisa6b). The record is from RefSeq and is a predicted model, not a curated record. The transcript has 10 exons. NCBI's taxonomy places the organism in Eukaryota, Metazoa, Chordata, Actinopteri, Syngnathiformes, Syngnathidae. Gene Ontology annotation, cellular component: postsynaptic density; dendritic spine membrane; postsynaptic membrane. Bases 496 to 2505 code for a protein of 669 amino acids. Gene Ontology annotation, biological process: regulation of AMPA receptor activity; regulation of short-term neuronal synaptic plasticity.
CGGGCGGGAAGAAGUAGAGAGAAAGAGAGGCGGUGUGCUUCACAGCUCUGACUGUCCGCUUUACUUUCGCGGACCCAGAAGGAGAAGGACACCCAGCGGGUCUUUUGAUUUUUGAUUUUGGAUUUUUAGCAGAGUCUCACUUGGACUUGAGCAGAACGGAGCUGAGCCCAGUCUUCAGAACUUCGGACAGCGACUCAGCGCUCCCAAGCAGCGUGACUCCGGCUCCGGCUCCGGUUCCGGAUAUGCUGUUGUCCCCCCCCCCCCCCGCCCCACACCCCCCUCACCGCCCUUGCGUCAUGGGCUGCAGCGGGCUUUAGUUCAGUUCAUGAGCAAUGACAGCACCCAGAGUUACAUUCAGCAUGAAGGCUGCACACGGGACUGAGCGAAUAGGAGAACAAUCGAUGGCGAAACUUACGUAGGCCUGAAUUUUCUGCAAAGCCGAAUCAGAGUUGCCUUUCACAAAAUUCGAAGACUUUGUCUUGUCUUCUGCGCACCAUGGGGAUAAGACACCUUCUGUUACUUCUCAUUUAUCUGGAUCCGCUGAGUGUGCUGAGUGCGGCCACGGGUGGUAAAAAAACGAAACAGACGAACAGGAAGACUCCCAAAGCCACAGCGGCGCCCACGGUGGCCCCGCAGCCGAAGACGCCGCAGCCCGCACCGGCCAGCAACCACGACACCUGCCUGGGUUAUUACGACGUCAGCGGCCAGUAUGACAAAAUGUUCGAAUGCAACAACACGGACCACCGCUACUGCUGCGGGACUUGCUACCUGCGCUUCUGCUGCGAGUAUAAGAAAGACAAACUGGACCAAAAAGCCUGCAAGAACUACCAAACGCCGGUGUGGGUGCAGACGGCCGCCCCGUCCCCAGUACCGACGGGGGAGACUUUUGAGGGCAUGGACCAGACCAAUACGGCGGUCUACAUCACCUGUGGGAUCAUAGCCUUCAUCAUCGUGAUGGGAGUGUCGGUCAAAGUUGCUUACGACAAAGCCACAGAACCGCCACAAGAGAUGAAUAUACACAGGGCCCUUGCUGACAUCCUGAGGCAACAGGGGCCCAUUCCCAUUUCUCAAUAUGACUGUGAGAACUUUGCGGCGAUGAACGGCUCAUCCAAAGACAACACUCCAGUCAGAACCUCGUCCAAGAACCACUACACUCCUGUUCACACCUCAAAAUCCAACCACGGUCACUAUGGGAAGGAGAGUGUGCGGAGCAGUGGUGGUGCGGACCUUCACAACUUCAUCUCCUCUGGCUUUGUGACAUUAGGGCGAGGUCCUCAGAAAGGAGAAAACCAUUGGCCGGUCCGCUCCCAGAGUCACCAUGGUACCCAUCAGCACAACUAUAACCAUGUGGCUCUAGGUAGCCCCAUACGCACACCUAAGAAUGCCCACCGAUCAUUGAGGCGUGAAAACAAUCGGAUAAGUGGCAUCCUGACCUCGCAGACGGAGCCCUACGACCUGUCUUUUUCACGCUCCUUCCAGAGUCUGUCCCACCUGCCGCCCUCUUACGAGGCGGCCAUCAAAGCCGACCUCAACCGCUUCUCGUCCCUGAAGAAACUGACGGAUAAAGAAGUUGAGGACUACUACACUCGUAAACGCCACCUGCCUGACCUGGCAGCAAGAGGCACUCUUCCCUUGCAUGUUCUCAAAAUCCCUCAAGACCAGCAUCGGGAUCAACAACAGCUUCAGAGUCAGGUUCCACAGUCUUCCAUCUUGCAGGCAACUCCCCAGUCACAGUCCUCCCAGCAAAGACAGAGACCCCGUCGUGUCCAGAGAGCCAUGUCCCAAGAUCGGGUCCUGUCCCCACAGAGAGCCCCACAACAGGAUUACAACACAUCCUCUAAUGGUAUGUCCCCUUAUGGAGGCCGGAUUCUCUCAGACGAACAGCUGCUGUCUGCUGAACGUCUUCGAUCCCAGGAGCGACUGCUUCCGCAGGACCGCCAUACUUCCCAAGAUCGCCUGUACACCAAAGACCGCAUGUACUCCAAGGACCGACUUCUCUCACAGGAUCACCUCUACUCAAAAGACCGCCACUACUCUCAAGAACGACUCUACUCACAAGAUCGCCUGUACUCUCAAGACCGCCUUCUAUCCCAGGAUCCUCUGCUCUCGCCGGACAAGCUGAUGAUGUCGUUGAAGCGUGGCAUGGUCACCAGUAUCUCCGGUGGGUUUUAUGGAAGCGACAAGUCCAUGUCACGUGCCAUCUCGCACACAGAUGUCUUCAUCCCCACCACGCCUCUUCUGGAUCGCUACAAGAUGACCAAAAUGCACUCCCAUCCCAGUGCCUCUAACAACGGCGGCGGUGGAGUCAGCGCCGGAACUCCAGGAGCAGCAGCAGCACCACACUCCAACACUUUAGCAAUGAACCAGACUGUAUCCAAGCGGCAGGCAUUUGCCGCCAGACGGACUCACACUGUGGAGCAGCUCCAAUACGCUCCACAGCAUCUCCAGCAGCAACAACAUCCACAGCACUACCGCACAGGCAGCAAGACUGAGGUGACUGUGUAACGGCAACCAUGGAGUGCCUGAACUGCACAGACAAAAACACAACUGUGUCAUCGGCCUAGGGAGGCCGGUGUGCUCACUACUCUAUUAGAGUAGGGCAGUAGUGAUGUAAAUUUACCUUGACCCAUGUUCCAGGACCAAGAACAUCCACUAUCUUAACACGAGAGACCGGUAAAAUGAGCUACACUGUACACUACAUUCAGAUUAUUUUCAUUUGGGACGUGCAAAAUUCUCACAUUCAUUUGCCGACUAUAGCUCCCAUAUCUUUAUUAUCUUAUUCAUGCACAGACCCUGGCCUCAUUCCAUGUCCUUUCAAGCCUCGACUGACCCCCCUUUUGUCCAGCCAAUCUAUGAACUUUUCUGGCAAAUCUUAAAGGGCUUUGCACAGUGAAACCCACGGGCCAAAUUCCUCCUUGAUUUCUGUGCAACACAGAUGAUGAGCUUGGAUGAACCUGUAAUAACAUUAUAAAUAUAUAAAUAAAUUGAUGAAAAAAAAAACAUUUGUGCACCCUGUCCUACUCAUAACUAUGAAGCA